This is a messenger RNA of Morus notabilis, 950 nucleotides long. Its product is annotated as stress-response A/B barrel domain-containing protein UP3. The transcript is spliced from 2 exons. Lineage: Eukaryota; Viridiplantae; Streptophyta; Magnoliopsida; Rosales; Moraceae. The record is from RefSeq and is a predicted model, not a curated record. Bases 176 to 823 code for a protein of 215 amino acids.
UUUUCAGGUUUUAACCGGAAUAUUCGGUUUGGACUUGGUUUCAAACCGCGUGAAACAAUGAGCUAAUGGUGUAACUCUGCAACGCCUUGUAUAAAUCGUUCACCUCUCUAAUUCAGCACCACCUAAAAUCCCAGAACUCCAUUUUCUUCCAACCAAUCAACCAACCAACUCCAUCAUGUCUUCCUCUCAAUCCCACACAAUCGAACACCUCGUCCUCUUCAAGCUCAAGGACACCACAGAGCCGUCCGAUGCCGCCGAUCACAAAUUCCUCAACCUAACCAACGGCCUGAUCUCCCUCGACCAAGUCCUCCACAUCACCGCCGUCCCGCUCCGCCGCAUCCGAUCCUCCUCCGCCCUCACCUUCACCCACAUCCUCCACAGCCGCUUCCGCUCCAAACCCGACCUCGCUGCCUACGCUGUCCACCCGGCCCACCUCCGCGUCGUCAGGGAAAACGCGGCUCUCGUCGACGACAUGUUAGCCGUCGAUUGGGUCGCCGCCGACCUCACCGGCCCCACAACUCCGCCGCCGGGCUCCGCCGUGAGAGUGGCGCUUCUGAAAUUAGGCGAAGGCUCGGGCGAAGAGAGGAAAUCGGAGAUUUUGGAGGCGAUAAGAGGAAUCAAGGACGAACUUGUUGGGAUUAGUCAGUUCAGUUUUGGGAAGAAUUUCUCGCCGGAGAGAGCCAAGGGGUUUUCGAUAGCGUUUCUGGCUGUGUUUCCGAGUGCAACAGAAAUGGAAUCGGCGGAUUCGAAGAAAGAGGAGAAGUUGAAAGAACUUGCGGAGAGCUUAAUCGUGGUUGAUUACGUUGUGCCGUCAUCGGAGUAGCUAUGUCUUUGGGUACCUGAUUUUCCUGUGUGUUGUUCUCUCUUCUUUGAAUGGGAUGAUGAAUAAAAAGCACAAAAUCUAGCCCAGGGGGGUUUGUAGUAGAAGGUAUCAGGUUCAAAACUUAAGG